UUUUCCACUCGGUCUGCAGGAGGUUAGCCAAGCUGAGCGAGGAGGAACACUUUAGCAGGCCCGUAUAAAUGAAAUUCACUCGUCAGUCAGGGACCUCAUUUCAUUGCGGACUAACAGAGCGCUCCGUGCGCGACUGAGCGAGCACCCACGCCGCGCCACCCUGAUACAGAAAGGCGGACAAGUGUACUGGAGCGAGUAAGAGGCGUUAUUCUCCGAGUCCCGUACAGCUGAAUGGCCCGGGGUGAAAAGAUGCAUUGCUUAAAAGAUUUUCACAAGGACAUCCUGAAGCCCUCCCCUGGGAAGAGCCCUGGGACAAGACCAGAGGACGAGGCAGAUGGCAAGGUCCAGCGGGAGAAAUGGGCCAGCAAGCUCGACUUCAUUCUAUCUGUCGCCGGGGGGUUCAUCGGGCUUGGCAAUGUCUGGAGGUUCCCGUAUCUCUGCUACAAGAAUGGUGGAGGUGCUUUUCUUAUCCCAUAUUUUAUCUUCCUGAUUGGUGGAGGUCUGCCCGUGUUCUUUCUGGAAGUUGCUGUUGGCCAGUACACAUCCCAAGGAGGAAUCACCUGCUGGGAGAAACUCUGCCCAAUUUUCUCUGGAAUUGGCUGUGCCUCCGUCGUCAUCGUGUCUCUGUUGAAUGUCUACUAUAUCGUGAUCCUGGCCUGGGGAAUAUACUACCUCUUCCAGACCUUCCAGAGCGAGCUGCCCUGGGCCAGGUGUGGUCAUACCUGGAACACCGAUCACUGCAUCGAGGACCGUCUGCGCAAGAACCUCUCUGACUGUGCCAGUUGCAACACCACCAACUACACCUCCCCCGUGACAGAAUUCUGGGAGCGGAAUGUUCUGGGUCUGUCGUCGGGCAUCGAGAAGAUAGGCGCGCUGAGGUGGGAGUUGGCUCUGUGUCUGCUUGCCGCUUGGGUCAUCUGUUUCUUCUGCAUCUGGAAGGGUGUCCGAUCCACCGGGAAGGUUGUGUACUUCACUGCCACAUUCCCCUUCCUGAUGCUGUUGGUGUUGUUAAUCCGUGGAGUCACCCUGCCAGGAGCAACUCAGGGAAUCAAGUUUUAUCUGUAUCCUGACAUGACACGCCUGGGUGACCCACAGGUCUGGAUUGAUGCAGGAACUCAGAUUUUCUUCUCCUAUGCAAUCUGCUUGGGUGCGAUGACGUCCCUGGGGAGUUACAACAAGUACAAGUACAACUGCUACCGGGACUGCUUACUGCUGGGAUGCCUGAACAGCGGGACGAGCUUUGUAUCUGGAUUUGCCAUCUUCUCCAUCCUUGGCUUCAUGGCGCAGGAGCAAGGCAUACACAUCGCAGAUGUGGCCGAGUCAGGUCCCGGUCUGGCAUUCAUCGCUUACCCUAAAGCUGUGAGCUUGAUGCCUUGGCCAACAUUCUGGGCCGUCUUGUUUUUCGUAAUGAUCCUUCUUCUUGGCUUGGACAGUCAGUUCGUGGAGGUAGAAGGUCAGAUCACUUCGCUGGUGGACCUGUACCCGUCCUUCCUAAGGAAGGGUUACCGAAGGGAAAUCUUCAUCGCUAUAACCUGCACGCUUAGCUACCUGAUGGGCCUGGCUAUGGUCACCCAGGGCGGUCUAUAUGUGUUUCAGCUGUUUGAUUACUAUGCAGCCAGUGGCAUGUGCCUCCUCUGGGUCGCGUUCUUUGAAUGCAUUGCAAUAGCAUGGGUGUAUGGAGCCGACAACUUCUACGACGCAGUGGAGGACAUGAUUGGGUACCGACCAGGGCGGUGGAUGAAGUGGAGCUGGACAGUCAUCACUCCAUUCCUCUGCAUGGCUUGCUUCGUGUUCUCUCUGGCCAAGUACACACCUCUGACCUACAACAAGUUGUACAAGUACCCGGACUGGGCAGAGGGAGUCGGCUGGCUGCUCGCCCUCUCCUCCAUGAUCUGUAUCCCGCUGGUGGUGGUGGUGAAGAUCAUUCAUUCAGAUGGGCCGAUCAUUGAGCGGAUCAAGAUGCUCACAGCACCCAAAGGAGAAGGCAGAAAGCCCAAAGAUGUGGCUCUGGAUGCUGAAGCUGUGGUCCCACUCAGUCCCAAUGGGACUGUGGAAAGCGAUGGAGGGAAGCCACCGCAAAUAAUUAUAGAAACUGCGAUGUAAGCUCUCUGUGAGAGACUCAAUUUCUGCUUUUUUUGAUGAACUCUAGUCUUUUUAGGACCAGUUCCCUCUCCCCCACCCCUCACCUAGUCCAUUCACAGCAGCUGGUCCCAGCCCACUGGUGUUCCAGCAACGUUGGAAUUGAUCUAGCAACCCAUCGAAAUUGUCUAAGUGGUCAACCUGCUGCCCCCCCCCCCCCCCCCCCGCCACCUCCCCUUCCCUUGUCACCACCCUCGGAUCUCGCUGUGUAGCGUGGAGUCCUUUGCAGGUCCUCCUGGGUGGAUGGCAUUACCCUGUCAAAGUGCUGGGUGUUCCAGUCCCUGCCCCUCUCUACCAAUACCAGCAGCCCUUAAAUAUUACUGGGGCAAUGUAUUACAAAAAGAGUUCCAAUUCAAAACACUGAACUCUGUAGAAGUCUGCUGUCCCCCUCCCAUCCCCUUCCCCCUCUGACACCCUCCCCCCUCCCCUCCCCUCCCAGAAAUCAGGGGGAGUUCCCAAAUCCCACACAACACUGGACCAAUCCCCCCGUAAACAGCAGGAUCCCGUGGCCAGGAGAUGGUGUGGCUGGAGGCUGCUUUGUCAAUGACAUACAGCUGGUAGAUUUACAAAAAGCUUAAAAAAUAUAUGUUGCACAGUGUUUUAAGACUUUUUUGUGUGUAUGAGUGUGUGUCAGUGUGCGUGCGCGCGUGUGCGAGCCUGUAUGUAAGAAUAAUUAAUUAAAUUUACAUUGUACCUGUGGCUUUUUGUAACAAAGAUCAUUGUGCACAUGAUCCCAGCAUCAAUAUUGUAGAGAGUUUGAGGAAGAUUUUAAAAUCCUUGUCGUUUUUUUUGUAUGGAGCGUAUUUUUCAAUCCACGACAACUUUGUGUUAAUCUGUUGUAGGUUUACUGUAUAUUUUACUGAGAAACAUUGAAUAUAUUGCAGCUUAACAGUGCUACUGGUCUGUCACUGGAUCUUUUUGGCAUGGACUAGUUGGGCAAAAAGGCCUGUUUCUGUAGUGACUGAGUAUUUCAGGAGUGUUUAAAGAUAGUCACUCUCUCUCUCUCUAUCUCUACCUCUCUUCCCUUCCCUCCUUCUCUCUCUUUGCCUCCACCUGCCUCUGCCUGUCCCUUCUCCCUCCCUCCCUUCCCCACCUCUCUUCCCCACAUCCUUCUCCCACCCUUUCUCUCACCCUCCAUCACUCUCUCUGUCUUGCUCUCCCACCCCAGCCGAACGGGCCCCCAUGUCACCAUGUUGGGUUGGCGAUGGUGCGGUGGGGGGUGGGGGAGAGUUAACACGAUGCUGGACUGUCUGUACCCCAGACCUGGAGAGUGAACCUGAGCCCAUUCCGACCCUCUUUCCACACACAGAUGUAGGGUUAAUGUUGAGGGAGGGGCAAGAGAUAUUGCCCCAACGCCCUGCCGUGGACACUGGGUGCUGCAUCUCUUGACUGCAGCUUAAGUACCACCCCCACCCCCUUCCCAUCCCAUGUGAGCUGCCCCUGCAGCCUGAAGUAACAGAGACCCUUUCUGGAUGCCUGGAAGGGAAAUGUGAUGCUUUGGGCAGCCCGGUGCUAACUGGAAAUCACACCCCACCAUUCAGGUGAGUGGGGAGUAGGGAGGUGGGAUUUGGGCACCCCCAGUUUCUGUGCCAGUUGAUUUCGGGGUGCCUGGUGACAAACUUACUCAGAGCGGACUUCAAGGUCCCUUGCUCCCAACACCCGUACUGCUCUUGUCCCAGUUGGAGAAGAGCUCGAUUCCUCCAUCUCCCAUGUGGUUCAAGUCCCAGACGGGGAGGGGUAUCUGCCCCCAUUUCCCGGUCUCACACAGGGAGGGAACGUUUCUCCUAACACCCACCCACUUGGAGUUAGCAGCAUUGUCCAGGGUGAGUCUGGUACCGUUGCCGGGCUGUGCAUAGUGAGGGUCCAGGCAAACCCGGGGGGAGAGAGACACGCACCUGAGGAUGCAGACUGUGGGCCGUUGUAGAUACCCGGGCAGGGACAGUUGCACUGAGGGAGGUGGACAGUUGAGUGUGUGCCAUUGAGAACUCCCUUGGCAGAAGGAAACCAGUACUGAAAGCAGCUCACACUACACUGAUCUCUAUUCAGUGAUUAAUGUGUAUUUAAAAAACCUGCAUUUGCAGAGACGCUCUCUGAUGUAGUGAAGUCACUCUGAUCCACAGGCUCCCCACCUCCAGCCCCUCUUAAUGCCCUCUGUAAAUACAGGUGCCCCGAAUUACAUAGCAUUUUAACUCCUUUUUUUAAUGUGUCAAGACGACAGAUUUGCAAUCUUAGAUACCAAACACUUUUCCUAGUGAAUAAGCUUUGAAAAAUGAUGUGCAUUUUUGUUUUAUAUACGGAAAUGUUGCGUUCUCCAAAUUCGACAAGUUCGCUGGUAAUAUUCUCGACUUGUGUCGAAUGGUUUCGAUUUCAUGGCAGGAAUCCUGGCCACCGACUCUUUGGUGAAGAGCUGGGGAGUGUAAGGGAUCUAGCUGCCAUUCCAUUCCCACUCUCAACACAACCUGAAGGUGGGAAGCAGGAUUUACCUCCUCAGCCUGAGAUUUCCCCUCACUCUCUCCCAUUCCCUGUCUCCCCAGACCCCCCCCCCCCCCGCUCUCUCUGCUAUACCCCUUUACCGUUGUUAUCUUUCCCUUCCCCCCCUCACCCUACUUACACACCUACCUUUCUGUCAAACUCUGGGACACCAGGCCUGGUGGUGAAGGGUUUCUGGUGAGUUUGUAAGGGUGGGGUGAGUCUUGUUGUCCCAGAGUUGCUGUCUGGGGGCCGGUUCCUGUCCAUAUCUGUCCAGUUCUCACGGUUUCUCCAUUUGAACCAAAACUCGGUUCGAUGUUUAGCAGUUUGCAGUUUUUUUUUAGACAGAUAAAGGAUAUAAAACAUAUGUAUUUAUAUAAUACAGUAUAUUCAUGUGUCAUGUGCUUUCUUAGGUAACAGUUUGAAUUGUAUUAGAAACCUUGAUCUUGUACGUGUGAGUAAAAAAAUUAAUAAAUGUUUACAGUUUUCACUGAC
Molecule: messenger RNA, 5103 nt
Organism: Hypanus sabinus (Atlantic stingray)
Lineage: Eukaryota; Metazoa; Chordata; Chondrichthyes; Myliobatiformes; Dasyatidae
Product: sodium- and chloride-dependent taurine transporter-like
Exons: 15
Coding region: 232-2103 (623 amino acids)
Biological process (GO): sodium ion transmembrane transport; taurine transmembrane transport; neurotransmitter transport
Cellular component (GO): plasma membrane
Molecular function (GO): taurine:sodium symporter activity
Source: RefSeq, a predicted model, not a curated record